Debaryomyces hansenii CBS767 is the source of this 1572-nucleotide messenger RNA. RefSeq names its product acetyl-CoA hydrolase (gene ACH1). The coding region runs from base 1 to 1572 and encodes 523 amino acids. The record is from RefSeq and is a predicted model, not a curated record. The transcript has a single exon. Gene Ontology annotation, cellular component: mitochondrion. Gene Ontology annotation, biological process: acetate metabolic process. NCBI's taxonomy places the organism in Eukaryota, Fungi, Ascomycota, Pichiomycetes, Serinales, Debaryomycetaceae. Gene Ontology annotation, molecular function: acetyl-CoA hydrolase activity; acetate CoA-transferase activity.
AUGUCAUCCAUUUUAAAGCAAAGGGUUAGAUACGCCCCAUAUUUACAGAAAUUAAGAACUGCAGAGCAAUGUGUUGAAUUAUUCAAACACGGUCAAUAUCUUGGUUGGUCAGGAUUCACUGGUGUCGGGGCGCCAAAGGUCGUUCCAGAUGCCAUAGCUGACCACGUUGAAAAGAACAAUUUGCAAGGAAAAUUGGGAUUCAACUUGUUCGUUGGUGCUUCGGCUGGACCUGAAGAAGGCAGAUGGGCGGAAAACGAUAUGCUUUUGAGAAGAUCCCCUCAUCAAGUUGGUAAGCCAAUUGCUAAAGCCAUCAACACAGGGAAGACCAAAUUUUUCGACAAGCACUUGUCGAUGUUCCCACAGGAUUUGACUUACGGGUUCUACACCAGAGAGAAGGAAAACGAUUUGUUAGACUACACCAUCAUCGAGGCCACCGCCAUCACUGAGGACGGGUCAAUUGUCCCCGGUCCUGCUGUCGGUGCAUCUCCAGAAAUGAUUUCAGUUUCUGACAAGAUUAUUAUCGAAGUGAACACCGUCACACCAUCUUUCGAAGGUUUACACGACAUUGACAUGCCAGUGAACCCUCCUUUCAGACAACCAUACCCACACACGACUGUCGACUACAGAACUGGGUUAACCGCUAUUCCAGUCGAUCCAUCUAAGGUUGUUGCCAUUGUUGAAUCCCAGACCAGAGAUAAGGUUCCUCCAAACACCCCAUCCGACGAAACUUCUCGUAACAUUGCUAACAACUUACUUGAGUUCUUUGAACAUGAAGCUAAAUUAGGUAGAUUACCUGAAAACUUACACCCAUUACAAUCUGGUAUUGGUAACAUUGCUAACGCUGUCGUCGAAGGUUUAGCUGACUCUAAGUUCAAGAACUUGACUGUUUGGACCGAAGUCUUACAAGAUUCAUUCUUAGACUUCUUUGAAAGUGGUUCAUUAGACUUUGCCACAGCCACCUCCAUUAGAUUGACUGAAGCUGGUUUCGACAAGUUCUACGAAAAUUGGGACACCUACUCAAAGAAAUUAUGCUUGAGAUCUCAAGUCGUUUCUAACUCGCCAGAAAUCAUUAGAAGAUUAGGUACCAUUGCCAUGAACACCCCUGUUGAAGUUGAUAUUUACGCCCAUGCAAACUCUACUAACGUCAUGGGUUCAAGGAUGUUGAACGGUUUAGGUGGUUCCGCUGAUUUCUUGAGAAACUCCAAGUUAUCAGUUAUGCAUACCCCAUCUGCAAGACCAAGUAAGACCGACAAGACCGGUGUUUCAUGUAUUGUUCCAUUCGCUACUCAUGUUGAUCAAACCGAGCACGAUUUAGAUAUUGUUGUCACCGAUCAAGGUUUAGCUGAUUUAAGAGGUUUAUCUCCAAAGGAAAGAGCCAGAGAAAUUAUUACGAAGACUUCUCACCCUGACUACAGAGAUCAAUUGACUGAUUAUCUCGACAGAGCUACCUUCUAUGCUGAAAAAAGCAAGUGCUUGCAUGAACCUCAUAUCUUACAAGAUGCUUUCAAGAUGCAUCUCAACUUCCAAGAAAACGGAACCAUGAAGUUAGAUUCCUGGGAUAAGAAGUUUUAA